ACCUUCAUCCCAACCAAACCUCCAUCAAAAACCUCACCUCCAAUCAAACUUCACUAAAAUGUCUGCCACUGUAGUCAACAUCGCUCGAAAAUCCGGCUCUUUACUUCCACUUGGCGCCAUCAUAGGUACCACUAUCAUCACUGCUGGUGUUUGGGGUGGUUCAUGGCUUCCAACACGUGGACAACCAGCUGAACGCGCUUUCGCGCCUGUUCAACAACCUUGGCAAGUCAAGAAUGAGCGUGAUGCCACCAAUAAGGACCGAGUGGCUCGCUACAAGUACUUGUACAAAGACCAAGUUACUGGUGAAAUCAAGGAAGCGCCACCGGCCAUCAGCAGUGGUGUCUACCCUAUCAAGAAAAUGCCCACUGAGUUACACGGGCGCUUCCCCGCGGCUCGACAUGAUGCCGAUUGAUCUCUGAACACCUUUGUUGAUUGAGAUCGUAUAGCGCACAUAAUUGAUUUUCGUUAUCGUUCUUUGUGACGCUAUUAUGAAUUUUUUAAAAUCUUAUCGUAAGAAUCGAUUGUAUUUUUCUCCUCUUUUUUUCCUUUUCAUCUUGCACUUGUAGCAUGUACUAGUAAAACAAAAAUUGUUAGCAAUUGAGUCGUCUUUUCAUUAUGCAGAUUGAGGAAAUUGACGACUUUGCCCCAUGCAGCACAUAUAUACUAGUGAUUUGAAUGUGUUGUCUCAAAAGUUGUCCGUUAGACAUGUCCUG
This is a messenger RNA of Melampsora larici-populina 98AG31, 713 nucleotides long. RefSeq lists its product as uncharacterized. The coding region runs from base 59 to 412 and encodes 117 amino acids. The record is from RefSeq and is a predicted model, not a curated record. The transcript is spliced from 5 exons. NCBI's taxonomy places the organism in Eukaryota, Fungi, Basidiomycota, Pucciniomycetes, Pucciniales, Melampsoraceae.